Homarus americanus (American lobster) is the source of this 514-nucleotide messenger RNA. RefSeq names its product 60S ribosomal protein L35-like (gene RpL35). The record is from RefSeq and is a predicted model, not a curated record. Gene Ontology annotation, biological process: maturation of LSU-rRNA from tricistronic rRNA transcript (SSU-rRNA, 5.8S rRNA, LSU-rRNA); translation. Gene Ontology annotation, cellular component: cytosolic large ribosomal subunit; ribosome. Gene Ontology annotation, molecular function: mRNA binding; structural constituent of ribosome. The transcript is spliced from 4 exons. Lineage: Eukaryota; Metazoa; Arthropoda; Malacostraca; Decapoda; Nephropidae. The coding region runs from base 124 to 495 and encodes 123 amino acids.
AAGUAAAGUAAAGUAUAUAUUAGGUCACUUGGGCCGCCCGCAUCCCUAGGCUCACUUGUUCUCUGUGUUGUUGUCUUGCCCCCAGCGAUCGUCACCCCCUUUACACAGUGGCCCUCCACCAAAAUGGGGAAGCUUAAGUGUAGUGACCUACGUAGCAAGAAGAAGGAGGAGCUCUUGAAGCAGCUGGAGGAGCUCAAACAAGAGCUCUCCGGUCUGCGUGUGGCAAAGGUCACAGGUGGAGCUGCCUCUAAACUGUCCAAAAUCCGUGUUGUACGCAAAUCAAUUGCCCGUGUAAUGAUUGUCAUCAACCAGAAGACAAAAGAGAACUUAAGGAAAUUUUAUAAGAAUAAGAAAUACAAGCCUUUGGAUCUCCGCCCAAAGAAGACUCGUGCCAUCAGACGUGCACUAAGCAAGAGGGAGCUUCAAAUUCUUACUCCUAAGGAUUCUAAGAGGAGGUGGAAUUUCCCUAUGAGGAAGUAUGCUGUUAAGGCUUAAAUAAAAUAUGACAAUAGUA